Symbiodinium necroappetens is the source of this 855-nucleotide messenger RNA. The record is from the annotation of a GenBank genome assembly. Lineage: Eukaryota; Dinophyceae; Suessiales; Symbiodiniaceae.
AUGGAGUCCCGGAUCAAGUCCAAGCAGCUGGAGGCGAAGCUUUUGAAAGACAAGGUGCAGGAGGCUCGCUUGAAAGCUCAGCAGCUCCGGCUCCAGUUGAAGGCCAUCGGUGCUCAAGACACCGUGGCUGGAAGUGGAAGCGAGGAGCCGUCCGAAUUCCGCGAGCUCCUGGAGAUGUUGGUCGGGGCCGUGGACCUGCAGCGCCAAGUCCUCUUCGAGUGCGGCUCCGAGGGGGAGGUGCAGGUGGGCGGUCGCAGAGUGAUGUUGCAUCGCAUGGUCACGUGGCAGAUGGGUGACUCGCCAUUGAAGCUCUCUGUCCCGAUGGAGCUGCAGGCGGAGAUCGCGGGCCUCUUGACCGAUGCCCGGAAGCGAGGACGGAUGGAAGAAGCAGUGCUGCAGCGCUUGUCCAGCACUUGGGAGCUCAUGGGUGCCGAGGUGGUCUCGGCGAGUGGAAGCGGAGCCGGAGCUUGCCCAUCAGCGCCCCUUCCCGAGCCGGCAAUCUUCCUCGUCCAUCGGUCUACCUCCCAGGCAGUCGUCGUGGCGAAGUGGCCCGCCGUCGACUUUACGCAGUCAGAGGCUCCGAAAAUCUUUGACCCGGAGAGCCACUUCUCCAGACCUCUAAACGAAAGCGCAACGACAAACAUCUCCACGGGGGACCGUGUAGAGGUGGAGUACGAGGCGCGAGGCAUGGUGCAUAGGCCGCUAGGCCUGCAAAGCAUGGCCGCAGCCGUGGAUUUUUUAGAUUGUAACGUUGCUUGGCGAAAGAUGUGCGCGUUUCCAGCACUCCUGGGACUGAGUGCCAGAGGUGGCUUCCGGGUGGUGGCGUUGGUCCUCGAUUGUCUUACGAGUGCUUGA